Erythranthe guttata (spotted monkey flower) is the source of this 3699-nucleotide messenger RNA. The record is from RefSeq and is a predicted model, not a curated record. NCBI's taxonomy places the organism in Eukaryota, Viridiplantae, Streptophyta, Magnoliopsida, Lamiales, Phrymaceae.
CAGCAUGAUGUCCAUAUAGGAGAGAUGACUGUAAGAGAAACAUUGGCAUUCUCCGCAAGAUGCCAAGGAGUCGGAAGUAGUCAUGGUUUGUUGCCGACUCUUGAUCUUUUGGAUAAAUAAUUUUUAAAGAAAGGAAUAUCCUUAUCCUGGUUGUCUUUUACGUUGAAUUUUUUUGCAGAAGUUCUGGCAGAGUUGUCGAGAAGAGAAAAGGGAGCAAACAUAAAGCCUGAUCCUGAUGUGGAUAUGUACAUGAAAAUAGCAGGUAUGGAAGGACAAGAAGCAAAUGUUGUCACGGAUUAUAUUAUUAAGGUUCUGGGAUUGGAUAUUUGUGCCGAUACUAUGGUAGGAGAUCAGGCAAUUAGGGGAAUCUCUGGAGGUCAGAGAAAACGUGUUACUACAGGGGAGAUGUUGGUUGGACCAGCCAAGGCACUUUUCAUGGAUGAGAUAUCCACUGGCUUAGACAGUUCCACCACUUUCCAAGUCGUGAACUCGAUCGGACAAUUUGUCCAUAUCCUCAACGGCACCGCUCUUAUUUCGUUGCUCCAGCCAGAACCCGAGACUUACGAUCUUUUCGAUGAUGUCAUUCUGAUUUCCGAAGGGCGGAUUGUUUAUCAGGGACCACGAGAGAACGUGCUCGAGUUCUUCCAAUCAAUGGGCUUCAAAUGCCCCGAGAGAAAAGGGGUGGCUGACUUCUUGCAAGAAGUAACGUCAGAGAAAGACCAGCAGCAGUACUGGAGCGACCGUUACAAGCCUUACAGAUAUAUCACAGCAGGAGAUUUCGCUGAAGCGUUUAAGUCAUUUGAAAUCGCACAGAAACUAAUUACGGAGUUAGCAGAACCUUUUGACAAGAGUAAAAGCCAUCCAGCUGCUCUGGUAUCUGGAAAAUACGGUGUUAGCAAAAUGGAGCUACUAAAGGCUUGUGCCUCAAGAGAAAUCUUGCUUAUGAAGAGAAACAUAUUUAUCUACAUCUCGAGAAUCAUAAGGCUUGCUAUAAUGGGUUUCAUUGUCAUGUCUCUCCUCUUCCGUACAAGAAUCCACCACGACUUUAACGGUGGGCGCUUGCUUGCUGCCGGUCUUUAUUACACUCUCAGCACUAUCAUGUUCGGCGGAAUCGCCGAUAUAUCCAUGACCAUCCAGAAGCUUCCGGUAUUCUACAAGCAAAGGGAUCUUUUCUUUUACCCUGCUUGGGCUUAUGGUCUUCCGUCAUCGAUAAUCAAAAUCCCUGCUCAAGCUGUUGAAAUAGCUGCCUUUGUGGUAAUCACAUACUAUGAAAUUGGAUAUGACUCAAACGUUCGAAGAUUGUUCAAGCAGUAUUUGCUGCUCUUACUUGUACUUCAAACAGCAUCUGCACUGUUCCGAUGGAUUGGAGCGGUUGGUAGGAAUAUGGUUAUUGCAAACACGUACGGCUUUUUUCUGAUGCUCCUAAAUCUUUCAAUGAGUGGUUUUGUCCUUUCAAGAGAAAAUGUAAAAAAGUGGUGGUUAUGGGGUUACUGGUCCUCAGCAGUGAUGUAUGCAGAAAAUGCGCUUAUUGUGAACGAAUUCACGGGGUAUAGUUGGAGAAAUAUUUCCUCAAAAACCAAUGUGCCGUUGGGAGUUGAGGUUGCGAAGUCUCUAGGAUAUUUUCCCCAAGCAUACUGGUACUGGAUAGGAUUUGGGGCAUUGUUUGGCAUGGUGCUUUUAUUCAACUCGUGUUACAUUCUCGCUCUCACGUAUUUAAGCCCACUGGGAAAGCCUCAAGCUAUUCUGCCACAAGUACUCACAAAGAAUGAGAAUGAUAAUGAUAAUGAUAAUGAUGUUGUAACUGAAGAGAACGGGAGGAAUGAUCGAAACAGAAAGAGGGGUGGAGUCGUUCUUCAGUUCGAACCACACUCGAUCACAUUUGAUGAGGUCAAGUACUCUGUAGAGAUGCCGCAGGAAAUGAGAAACAGUGGUGCCGGUGAAGAUAGAGUGGUUCUUCUGAAGGGUGUUAGUGGGGCUUUUAGGCCAGGUGUUCUCACUGCUCUCAUGGGAGUUAGUGGGGCCGGUAAAACCACACUUAUGGAUGUUUUAGCCGGUCGAAAAACAAGUGGAUUCAUUGACGGUAAUAUUACAAUAUCUGGUUAUCCGAAAAAGCAAGAGACAUUCGCUCGGAUUUCUGGAUACUGCGAACAAAACGACAUCCAUUCUCCCUGUGUCACAGUUUACGAGUCGCUUCUUUUCUCAGCUUGGCUGCGUUUGCCCCCAGAUGUUGAUUAUGAAACCAGAAGGAUGUUAGUGGAGAAGGUCAUGGAACUUGUAGAACUAACUCCAUUAAGUGGAGGUUUAGUUGGUCUACCUGGAGACAGUGGUCUAUCGGCAGAGCAGCGUAAGAGGUUGACCAUUGCAGUUGAGCUUGUGGCAAAUCCAUCAAUCAUAUUCAUGGACGAGCCGACUUCAGGCUUAGAUGCAAGAGCUGCUGCAAUUGUGAUGAGAACUGUCAGAAACACUGUUGACACUGGAAGGACAGUUGUCUGCACUAUUCAUCAGCCUAGUAUCGACAUUUUUGAAUCUUUCGACGAGCUAUUCUUGAUGAAGCUAGGAGGGCAAGAGAUAUACGUAGGGCCAUUGGGCCGACAUUCUUGCCAUUUGAUCCACUAUUUUGAGGGAGUUGAGGGAGUAACGAAAAUCAGGGAUGGUUACAAUCCAGCAACGUGGAUGCUCGAGGUUACUUCUUCAAAGCAAGAAAUGAUUUCGGGUAUUGAUUUUGCACAAGUGUACAGAAACUCAGAACUGUACAGGAGGAAUAAAGAUCUGAUCAAUGAGUUAAGUAGGCCUAAACCCGGUGCAAUAGACCUGUAUUUCCCAACUCAGUAUUCACAGCCUCUGUUCACUCAAUGCAUCGCUUGCCUAUGGAAACAACAUUCGUCAUACUGGAGAAAUCCUUUAUAUUCUGCAGUAAAAAUCUUGUACACAACUUUCAUAGCAUUGAUUGUCGGUUCGAUGUUCUGGGAUCUUGGUUCUAGAAAGGGUACUAAACAAGACAUUUUCAAUGCUAUGGGCUCUAUGUAUGUUUCUGUUUUUCUUCUCGGGAUGCAAAGUGCCUCGUCUGUGCAGCCAAUUGUAGCUAUCGAACGAACGGUAUCUUGUCGGGAAAGGGCAGCUGGCAUGUAUUCUGUCUUGUCGUUUGCCUUCGGACAGGUUGUUGUUGAAAUCCCGUAUAUUUUUGCUCAGACGGCUAUAUUCGGGACCAUCGUAUACGCUAUGAUGGGAUUCGAGUGGACAGCUCAAAAAUUCAUGUGGUAUAUUUAUUUCACCUUCUUCACACUAUCCUACUUCACCUUUUUUGGCAUGAUGGCAAUAGCCAUGACUCCAAAUCAACAAAUCGCAAGCAUUAUAUCGGCUACAUUUUACUCGUUCUGGAAUCUCUUCUCCGGAUUCGUGAUUCCAAGACCAAGUACACCUAUGUGGUGGAGAUGGUACCACUGGGCGAGCCCCGUGGCGUGGACAUUAUACGGUUUGGUCGCAACGCAGUUUGGGGAUGUUAAGGAUGAGUUGGAUCAGACAGGCAAAUCCGUUGGAGAUUUCGUGACGAGUUAUUUCGGGUUCAGACGUGAUUUUGUUGGUGUUGUUGCUGUUGCGGUUGCUGGAUUUGCUGUUCUUUUUGCUGUCUUGUUUGCAUUAUUCAUCAGGGUGUUCAAUUUCCAGAGGCGAUAAAUAGUUCUUCUUCAUCGGAGAUUCUUG